UACUCAGAAUUCUGUGCUCAGGGAUCACGACUGGUGAGCUCAGGAUACCAUAUGGAGGGAGUUCUGGGGAUUGAAUGCAUGCAGGGCAAGUGGCCUCGCUGCUGUAGUAUUUCUCGGGCCCCAUGUUUGUUUUGGUUUGGGGCAUAGCAGGUUGUGUUGAGGAGCCACUCCUGGUGGGCCAGACUAAGAGUACAGUGGGUAGGGCUUUGCCUUGCACACAGCUGAUCCGGGUUUGAUCCCUGGCAUCCCAUAUGGUCCCCCUGGCACUUCCAGGAGUAAUUUCUUAUUAUCACCGGGUGUGACCCAAAGAGCUAAAGAAAAAAAUCCCAAAAAGAAUUACUUCAGGUGUUGCUUGAGGGACCAUACAUAUGGGAUGCCAAGGUUCCAACCAACGUCAGCUGUGUGCGAGCCAAGUGCCUUACCUGCUGUACUAUCUGACCCUAAGUUACUCCUUGCUGUAUCUUAUUUAGGAAAAGCAGAAUUAAUCUUUUUUUCAAGUUCUAAAAAUAAUGAAUUGAUUCUCCAUUAUCAUCAGAAGAUGUCCUAUUGGUUGCCUUUUAAAAUCACCAUAGGGGGCUGGAGUAGAAGUAUAGCCGGGAGGGUGUUUGCUUUGCAUGUGGCCUGCUCAUGUUUGAUUCCCAGCAUCCCAUAGGAUCCCCCAGGCACCGCCAGGAGUAAUUUCUGAGUGUACAGCCAGGAGUAAGCCCUGGGCAUUGCCAGGUGUGUCACAAAACAACAAAUAAGUUAAUGAGGAAGGGAGCAGGGGUGUCCUGUGCCUAGAGUGGGACUGUCACCUUUCACUGUGGGCAAGGAGCUGGCUGACAGUCAACGCCUGCUCUGAGCAUUUGUUUGUUCCAUUAAAGACAGAGCAUCCAGAUAUCCUUUAGCUCGGGUGAGAAGUUGUCAGCACGCUCAUAGUGCCCUGAGGUCAAAGGACGUUCUUUCACCAGAGCUGUCACUUUUCUUUGGCUCAGGCUCAUGCUUCUGCUCAGUUCCAAGUUGCCCUUUAUUUUUUAUUUGUUUUUCUAAUGCAGCUUUAUUUUGGGUUUUGGGCCACGUCCUGCAGUGCUCUGUGCUCAGGAGCGACCCCUGGUGAUGCUCUUGUGGACCACAUGUGCAUUUCCCGUACCUCUUAAUUGGUGCGAUGUGAGCCAAGGUGUGUCACAAAAACAGCAAAUUAGCCUCUGUAUUAUCUCUCUGACCAUAUUUGUUUACUCUUGAUAUCGGGGUAUCAUAAUACGAGUCCACACUCAUAUUAAAGCCCUUAUUGUAUAGUGGCAGAGCUACGUCUGUCCCUCCACCAGUUUCAAGACCUCUCCACCAUUAUUUUAUGAUUUUUAUUUUUAUUUUAUUUUAUUAUUUAUUUAUUUUGCUUUUUGGGUCACACCUGGUGAUGCACAGGGGUCACUCCUGGCUCUGCACUCAGGAAUUACCCCUGGUGGUGCUCAGGGGACCAUAUGGGAUGCUGGGAAUUGAACCCGGGUUGGCCGCAUGCAAGGCAAACGCCCUACCCACUGUGCUAUCUCUCCAGCCCUUAUUAUUUUUAAAAUGUAGGAGUCCUGUUAUUUAGUCAGCCACUGAUCAAGUGACUCUCGUGAACAUGAACUCCACAUUACUUUAAAAAAAAUUUUAAAUUUAAUAUCUGUGGGAUAGACCAUAACAAAGCUGUUCAUGAUUGAGUUUCAGUCAUACCAUGAUCCAACACCCAUCCCUCCACCAGUGUACAUUUCCCACCACCAAUGUUCCCGGUUUCCCUCCCACAAUCUCCCAACACCCCACCCCCCGCCCCCAGCUGCAUCUAUGGCAGGCACUUUUCUUUCUCCUUUUCCUUUUGUGCUUUAUGGUUUGCAAUACAGGUACUAAGAGGUCAUUGUGUUCAGGGCAUUCAGUAUUUGUGUUGGGAAGGAAUGUCUGGAGUAGCUUUAUAACUGGGUGGCAGCUAUGAGAUUUGGAUGUGCCUGCCAAGGUUUCUGGAAGUACAGGGAGGUGGGGGGGAGGUAGCCAACCUCGACCCAAGAAAGCCUGGAGAUUUCAGUCACAAAACCCACAUACCUGAAUUUUCAGCAGAUUAUAUCUCGGUGAGGUUCAUCCUGAGAUGGUGGAGUCCAGCCAGGGGCAUGGAGGUGAUUUUGGAUUGUGGGAGCAAGUGGCUGACUGCCGAGGUCUCUGCUUGGGUGGGUACCAAGUUGACCUGCCUCCGCCACUUCCAAUUUACCUGGGUCUGCUCAGCCUUGUGCGGGUCCUCUGAGAUUAACUUUGGCUUUUUAUCUUUUUCAAGAUUUAUUUAUGGGUUUCUGAAGCAAGGCCGAUAAAUGAGCUUGUGUAGCUGAACCGGAGGGCAUGGCUCCCACUUUUGGCCAUUUCAUUUCUCAGGAAACUUGGUCCUGAGUGGUUGGGGUCUAGCCAGGGCACAGUGGCAAUUUUGGGAUAUCAGGAAGUCUGAAGGCACCAUCCAAUUACUGAUUCACUCGCCUCAUGGGUACAGGUUGACCUGCUGGUGCCACGCACCCCCUCACCAUUAUCUUAUAUUCCCUUUCCCCUCUUCCGCCCCAGUUCCUGCUGAUCUUGUCUUAGGAUUUGUUUCCAUUUGGGGAUUAUCUAAUUCCUUUCCUUAUUUAUAUUCUGCCUGUGAGUGGGAUCAUCUGGUAUUUAUCUUUUACUUUCUGAGUCUUUGCUUAGCAUGAUGCAACUUGGAAUUUGACCUAAGCUGCUACAAUCUGCAAAAUUUCAUCCUUUUCAUAGCUGAAUGGUAUUUCAUUGUUUAUAUAUACCAGUUUGUCGGAUUGGGGUGUAUGUAGGGCCAUAUCAACAGUGCUCAGGAGCUAUUCCUGGCUCUGUGCUCAGGAGUGAUGUCUGGCAGUGCUCAGGGAACCAUGUGUGGUGUCAGGGAUUCAAAACAGUGUCAUUAUUAUCUAGCAGAAGCUUUCGGGCAGGGGUGCUCUCUGGCUAAGUGCGCUGCCAUGAACACUUCAGUUCCAUUCUUCUGUUCGUGUCACCAUGUGAAUGAACAGCAAGAUGAUGCAGUGUUGCCCCUCCCCGCCACCCCACGCCUUCAGCAGACUCGCGUGUCAGCUCCUUGAGGCCUGGGCAGUGAGCCCAGGUGAAGAGCGGAAAGGGCCCGUUGCACCAGGACCCUGCCCUGUGCCCAGCCAGCUGCUUGCAGGCCAGGGCUGGUCACCGGCUCUGCAAGAAGGGCUGGCUGUCCCCUGAUGGCACCGAGUCUCCAUGCGACCACGAGCAAGGGAGUCUGGCACGCCAGUCCCGCACGCCCGGGGACUGGAAAGCAGGGGAUGGGUCCUGGGCCACCAGCCCCACUUGCAGCAGGCAGCAGCCUCUGGUCAAGGUUACUGCACAGGCUGUGCCUACCCCGCUCGUCUGGGAGAGCAGCCUAUGUGACCGACACAGGUGCCUGGACUGUAGCAUCCAGAGCAAACACUGCUGGCUGCGCCUCUGGGAGCAGCACAGGUGGCUGAGAAAGACAAGCAGCACCAUUUUCCCGCCUACCCCGUGACGCCUGGAAAAGGUCACAGCUGCCUAGAUGUUUAAAAUGCGGACAGAACGGGCAUUCCUGUGCCAGGACUCCUAGCCGCAGCAGCUCCUGCAGGAGAGGACCCUGUGGCCUGCAAAGACGCACAUUCCAGGAUGAGGAGUGCUAAGCUGAUAGGGGCACUGCUUGCCCUGGCUGGAAUGCUCCAGGUGGCACUGUCCCUGAAAAUAGCAGCUUUCAACAUCCGGACUUUUGGAGAGGCCAAGAUCUCCAACGCCACCCUCGCUAACUACAUUGUGCAGAUCUUGAACCGCUAUGACAUCACCGUCAUCCAGGAGGUCCGAGACAGUCACCUUAUAGCCGUGGGGAAACUUCUGGACCAACUAAAUAUGAAGGGCCCCAACACCUACCACUAUGUGGUCAGCGAGCCUCUGGGACGCAGCACCUACAAGGAACGCUACCUAUUUGUGUUCAGGCCCGACCAGGUGUCUGUGCUGGACUCAUACCUGUAUGACGACGGCUGUGAGCCGUGUGGGAACGACACCUUCAGCCGAGAGCCCGCCAUCGUCAAGUUCUCCUCCCCGUACACCGAGGUGAAGGAGUUUGCCAUCGCUCCUCUGCACGCAGCCCCUGAUGAGGCCGUGGCCGAGAUCAACUCGCUCUAUGAUGUCUACCUGGACAUCCGGAAGAAGUGGAACUUGGAGGACAUCAUGUUCAUGGGUGAUUUUAAUGCUGGCUGCAGCUACGUGAGCCAAUCGCAGUGGUCAUCCAUCCGCCUGCGCACAAACCCAGCCUUCCUGUGGCUGAUUCCCGACAGCGCUGACACCACAGUGACAACCACCAACUGUGCUUAUGACCGGAUUGUGGUCGCUGGAACCAAGCUGCAGGACGCCAUUGUGCCUGACUCGGCUGGCCCCUUCGAUUUCCAGAGUGCAUACAGGCUAAGCAGUCAGCUGGCCCUGGCCAUCAGUGACCACUAUCCGGUGGAGGUGAUGCUGAAAUAAGCCUGAAGGGCCGGCGGUCAGUCAUGCUCCCAGAGCCCUCCAGACUGAAGCGUCCAACACAGUAAGGCAAUACGAUACCUUUAAUAAAGUUUGAAAGGGA
Sorex araneus (European shrew) is the source of this 4591-nucleotide messenger RNA. RefSeq names its product deoxyribonuclease 1 (gene DNASE1). The record is from RefSeq and is a predicted model, not a curated record. Gene Ontology annotation, molecular function: DNA nuclease activity. Gene Ontology annotation, cellular component: nucleus. The transcript is spliced from 10 exons. Gene Ontology annotation, biological process: DNA catabolic process. The coding region runs from base 3643 to 4491 and encodes 282 amino acids. Lineage: Eukaryota; Metazoa; Chordata; Mammalia; Eulipotyphla; Soricidae.